AUGACCAGAGAAUAUGUCGAGCCUCCAAGAAUUAACUCAAUUGAUAGACAUUGUGAUGAUCUGUGUAUUCAUCUUUCUGCCGCAUUUGGGUACCCGCCUUUAACUAAUGAGUAUAAAGUUGUUGAAUUGUAUAAAUUAAGGGGAGAAUUUGAUUUUAUAGAGGUUGCGGUAUACACUCUUGGAGGCGGAAAUGGGUGGAGAGAUGUUGGCAGGAUUCAUUUUCAAUCUUCGGAGAAGUACAGUCAAUAUGGUGUCUUUGCGCAUGGAGCGCUGCAUUGGGUGGAUGAAAUAUUAGGAACGGUUUUGGUUUUUGAUUUGACUGAGGAAACGUUCAGUGGACAUGUUUCACCACCUCCUAUGCCAGCAAACACUAUAUGUGAUUAUUCUGUAAGAGUUCUGGGAAUUACUGUUUCAAGCUUUGGAGCAGUACUAGGUGAAAAGUUACCAUCAAAACAAACACAUUCUAAGGUUGACGAAAAGUUAAAACUUCUCAAUAAACUCUCACUUAAAACCAUCCAGACUGAAUAUGGUGAUGUUAUUGACUGCGUCGAUAUCUAUAAACAAACUGCUUUUGAUCAUCCUUCUUUGAAGAAUCACACCCUUCAGAUGAAACCAAGCUUUUACCCAACAACUAUGAGCAAAAACGGGUCAUCGAUGCAAGCCAUGUCCCAAAGUUGGUGGAGAAGUGGAAGUUGUCCGAUGGGUACAAUACCUAUUCGUAGAAUCCUAAGACAAGAACUACUUAAUGCUACCUCUCCUGAGAAUUUCGGAAGAAAAAAUCCAUACAUUGUUAAUCCAAAUAGGACUACAGUAACCCAAGAAACUAACAAGACACAUACAUUUAACUUUCUCGACAAAAAUGGAACGUCAAAUUUUCUCAAUGGAACGUCGAAUAGCCUUUACAUCAAUCGCUCGACUGCAAUGCUAAUAACUGAAGGAUACAGUUAUAUAGGAGCUAAAGGAGAGAUCAAUGUUUGGAAUCCAUAUAUUGAAAAGUCAAAUGAGUAUUCGACAGCUCAAAUAUGGCUUGUUUCUGGUUCUCGCGAGGGAAUGGAGAGUGUCGAAGCUGGAUGGAUGGUAAAUCCCACUCUGUAUGGCGAUACAAAAACACGAUUCUUCGUAUAUUGGACUGCUGAUGGAUCACAUACGACGGGUUGCUUUGAUCUUACAUGUACUGGGUUUGUACAAACAAACCAUGAAGUUGCUCUAGGUCUCCAAUUGAACCAGUUUCCAGCGAAUUUUUGCCCUCAAUACGAAAUAGCAGUUUUUAUCUUUAUGGAUGUAAACACAAGCAAUUGGUGGUUACUGUUAAACCAUAAAGAAGUAGGAUAUUGGCCAGCUGAACUAUUCGUGUUAUUGAAAGGAAGUGCUAAAGUGGUUCAGUUUGGCGGUGAAGUGUAUUCCGAAACCAUAGGUAAAGAAGGAGUGAAGCACACAUCAACAGCAAUGGGGAGUGGAGGUGAUGCAAGGGACAUGUAUACUGGUGCAGCUUACAUUCAUCAUGUCCGAAUCAUCGAUUAUUCUUUAACAGCAAAGUACCCUGAAUGGGUUAUGGAGUAUAUGGAUGAACCUUAUUGUUACAGUGCUUACAACUAUGUUCAGUACAUUAAAGAACCAGAAUUUUAUUUUGGAGGCCACGGUAGUCAUUGGAACCCUUAUUGUCGAUGA
Messenger RNA from Papaver somniferum (opium poppy), 1668 nucleotides. RefSeq lists its product as uncharacterized. The transcript has 7 exons. The coding region runs from base 1 to 1668 and encodes 555 amino acids. NCBI's taxonomy places the organism in Eukaryota, Viridiplantae, Streptophyta, Magnoliopsida, Ranunculales, Papaveraceae. The record is from RefSeq and is a predicted model, not a curated record.